Messenger RNA from Monosiga brevicollis MX1, 906 nucleotides. RefSeq lists its product as uncharacterized. The transcript is spliced from 5 exons. The record is from RefSeq and is a predicted model, not a curated record. The annotation marks the transcript as partial. NCBI's taxonomy places the organism in Eukaryota, Choanoflagellata, Craspedida, Salpingoecidae.
AUGGCCAACAUUGUUCUUCAUCGCUUUUACUGGAGCUUCAAGCCAGUUGAUCCAGAUGCGGAUGACGAACGCUGGGAGCGUGUACACGAGUUCAAUGCCCGCCUCGUUGAGCGCAACGUGCGCAUUCUUCGUGGAUUUUGGGUCAAGGUUGGUCAAUACAUGUCAUCGCGUGGGGACGUCAUGCCGGCCGCAUGGGUCCGAGAACUUUCCAAGCUUCAAGAUGCCAUGCCCAAGCGCUCGGGCCACGAAGUGCGGGCAGACAUCGAAGCAGAACUCGGAUGCCCGCUAGACACUGUCUUUACCGACUUUGAGGACGUGGCAUUGGCCUCUGCCUCGAUUGCACAAGUUCAUCGUGCCACCCUCAAGACAGGGCAGCAGGUUGUUUGCAAGGUGCAACACCGCAACAUCCAAACCAUCAUGAAGCACGAUCUUCAAAACCUCUUUGUAAUUGUUGACUGGGUGGCCUAUUUUGAUCCCUCCUACGACUUUCGACCUGUCUUGGACGAGUGGAGCAAGGUGGCAGUCAAGGAGCUGGACUUUCGAAACGAAAUGCUCAGUUCAGAGCGUGUGCGGGCGAACAUGGCUGAUGCCAAGCUUGAUGUCAUUGUUCCCGCCAUGUUCAAGAAGUAUUGCACGGAGCGACUCCUAACUAUGGAGUUUGCAAAAGGUUUCAAGGUCACCGACUCGGAAUUGCUGGAUGCCCAUGGCAUUGAUCGGGAAGCCCUGAUGCGCCGCAUUUGUCAAGCCUUUGCGCACCAAGUAUACGUGCAAGGCUUUUUUAAUUGCGAUCCCCAUCCGGGUAACCUUUUGAUUCAAGUGGGCGAGGAUGGGACGGCCCGCCCAGUCCUCUUGGACUAUGGCAUGUGUCGCGAGCUCAAUGACGAGAAACGCAUUGCCUUUGCGCGC